GGCGGCGGCAGCGGCCAUGUCGGUGUUCGUGACACGGCGGAUCCCGCCCGAGGGGCUGCGGGUGCUGUCCCAGGCCAGCGGGUGCCGGGUGCAGCAGUGGGACUCGGACGAGCCGGUGCCGCGGGCCGAGCUGCUGGCGGGCGUGGCGGGGACGCGCGGGCUGCUGUGCCUGCUCUCGGACCGCAUCGACCGCGAGGUGCUGGACGCGGCCGGGCCCGACCUGAAGGUCAUCAGCACUUUGUCGGUGGGCUUCGACCACCUCGCCCUGGACGAGAUCAAGAAGCGGGGGAUCCGUGUGGGGUACACCCCCGACGUGCUGACCGACGCCACCGCUGAGCUGUCCGUGGCCCUGCUGCUGGCCGCCUGCCGCCGGCUGCCGGAGGCAACAGAGCAGGUGAAGAGUGGUGGCUGGACAACGUGGAAGCCCCUGUGGAUGUGUGGGUAUGGCCUGUCCGACAGCACCGUGGGCAUCAUCGGGCUGGGCAGGAUAGGACAGGCAGUUGCCCGGCGCCUGAAGCCGUUUGGGGUCAGGAAGUUCCUGUACACUGGCAGUGGCCCAAAACCGGAGAGUGCGGCAGAGUUUGGGGCUGAGUUCGUCCCUCUCACGAGGCUGGCCGAGGAGUCAGACUUUGUAGUGGUGACUUGUGCCCUGACGCCAGCUACCCAGGGGAUGUGCAACAAGGACUUCUUUGGCAGGAUGAAGAAGACUUCUGUGUUUGUCAACACAAGCAGGGGGGCUGUGGUGAACCAGGAGGACCUGUACGAGGCACUGGCCCAUGGCCAGAUCGCAGCUGCCGGCCUGGACGUGACCACUCCGGAGCCACUGCCUACUGACCACCCCCUGCUGUCCCUCAAGAACUGUGUGAUCCUGCCGCACAUCGGGAGCGCCACGUACGCCACCAGGAGCACCAUGGCAGUGCUGGCAGCCAACAACCUGCUGGCUGGGCUGCGAGGGGAGCCCAUGCCCCACGAGCUGAAGCUGUGAUGGCCAGGCCCUGCUCGAGCUGAAGCUGUGGUGGCCAGGCCCUGCUCCAGCAGUCGUGGGACGGACGCGGUGCCGAGGCCAGCCUGUGUCCCCUCCCCUGCGGUGGCCAGGAGCCAUUAAAGAGAAGCAGCCAAUGUGUUGUGCUCAUGUCAUUUGAGAACAGGCCCAGUGCUGGAGCGUGCUGUGGGUGCCAGCAGGCCAUGGGGAGGGGUUGGCCCUGGACUGGAGAAUGUUUGCCAAGCUGGAACUGCCGUAAGGGAGCUGCUGCAGCAGCAUCCAUCCUCAAAACCGGGCUCCUGGUCACAGGGAGAGGCCAGGAGUGCCUUAGCUGGGCUUGUAGCCAGGAGGGGAGGAGAGGUAGCAGCUUUGUCCAUGCAGGCUGCUGCUGCCACAGGAGCUGCUGCCAGCCCACACAUCAAGUGGUGCUAUGAUCCUGUGCCUGAGGGGUGUAAAGAGAAGCACAAAACAGGCUUUUGCAGCUCCCCAGGAACCUCCAGCUCUGCCUUUUGUAUCCAUAACCAAUUCCAGGCACAGCUCCAAAGUGGAUGGCAACCUGGAAUUCCCUGGGAGGUUCUGCUACCCCUUUGUGGGUUCUGGCUGCAGCUCCCCUCGUGUUUCUCAGACAUGCAGUGACAUUUGUUGGUGAACAGGAGAGUCUGAAUGGGGCCUGAGCCUCCAGCUGUCAGGAGAGGCCUGAUGGGCACAUCUCAAGGGGCUUUGGGGAUUCAUGUGUCCUGCAGCCACUGUCCCAGUUCCAUAAAUUAGGGGCUGGAACCUGGAGCACACCUCUCCAUGCCACCAAUCA
Messenger RNA from Pseudopodoces humilis (Tibetan ground-tit), 1790 nucleotides. RefSeq names its product glyoxylate and hydroxypyruvate reductase (gene GRHPR). Gene Ontology annotation, molecular function: glyoxylate reductase (NADPH) activity; hydroxypyruvate reductase (NADH) activity; NAD binding. Lineage: Eukaryota; Metazoa; Chordata; Aves; Passeriformes; Paridae. Gene Ontology annotation, cellular component: cytosol. The record is from RefSeq and is a predicted model, not a curated record.